GGCUGUGUAAGGAGUCGGAUGGCGCUUGCUCCGUUGCAGGUGUGUUUACUAAGAUGUCGUCCUCAUAGGAAGCACCGAGGCUGAGAAAUGUCCUUACAAUUAGAAUCGCUGCCUCAAUGGGAAUUCUAUCUUUACCUGGUUCUUUCUUUUGGCUUCCAUUUUUAUUCUUUCCAUGAAGUAUUCCUAGCCUCUCAAGAAUAUGAAGAGGAACUUGACCGAACAUUUGAUCUGGAAACUGAUACAAUGUUUUGGGGACUGAAAAAGGAUCCCAUGGACUUUGAAUGGACCUUUUGGAUGGAGUGGGGCAGAGGAUAUAUACUAUGGCUUCUUUUUUGUCAUUUAAUUGUGUCACAGAUAUCCAAUCUUUACAUGAAAAAGUACAAGCCCUGGGUUUUGAUGGCCUACGGGAUGGCAGCCUGUUGGUUUUUGUUGGGCACAAAUGGUCUGAUAAUGAUUUUGCUCCAUACAAGUGUUUCGUACUUCAUGGCUCAGUUUAAAAACCCUGUUCUGACCUGGCUGAGCUCCUUGCUUCUGUUGUUGACUUUACGCAUACCUGCCCUGGAAGACAUUAAGAGGGGCUGGUAUGCCAGUGAAAAUGAGUACUACUUGCUCAUUUUUACCUUGACGGUCCGCUGUCUCUACUACACAAGCUUCAGCCUAGAGUACUGCUGGGCUAAAGAGAAGAUGCAUCAUUCGUUUCUCUGGAUGUUGUUGUAUGUGUUCUAUUAUCCUGUGUUUCACAAUGGGCCCAUUAUCACCUUUGAUGAGUUUCAUAAACAG
Molecule: messenger RNA, 780 nt
Organism: Gekko japonicus
Lineage: Eukaryota; Metazoa; Chordata; Lepidosauria; Squamata; Gekkonidae
Product: protein-cysteine N-palmitoyltransferase HHAT-like
Exons: 6
Biological process (GO): protein palmitoylation
Cellular component (GO): endoplasmic reticulum
Molecular function (GO): palmitoyltransferase activity
Source: RefSeq, a predicted model, not a curated record